This is a messenger RNA of Physcomitrium patens, 1124 nucleotides long. The record is from RefSeq and is a predicted model, not a curated record. NCBI's taxonomy places the organism in Eukaryota, Viridiplantae, Streptophyta, Bryopsida, Funariales, Funariaceae.
UUGGGAGCCCCGUCUCAUCGCUUGACUGUGAGCUGGACAGGGGCCUAUAUGAGAGAGAGAGGAGGGGGAUGGAUCAGAAUAGCAAGGGCGAAUGCGUCCGGGGAGUGAGUCGCGCUCCUUCGGGAGUGGAGACUCAUUCCGCCGUCCCCCGCAGUGGGGGAAGCCUAGGUGCAGCCGAAAGAACGGCGACUCGGUUCAUGUCCUCUCCAAGCUAAGUGCAGUGUUGCCGGAGCAGUAGCAGCAUCAGAAUCAUUCCGUGUUUUCAUUCCAUGCAUCCGUCUUGUUCCUGAUGUCCUGGCAUCGCAGCUGCUCCUCAAAGUCCCCUAUAUCAUUCCAUCUUCGUGGUCUCUGUCAUCCUCAAUUGCUCUUCUCCAUUCUUGCUUCUGAUCCUUCAGGUCCGUGCCACGAGACAGUCGUUGAUGUAGUUUGGAAUUGCUGAUACCGUCUUUGUCCAGUAUUUCACAAAGUUUCUCAGAAUCAAGGAAGGUUCGCACGUCCGUUUUUUAGGGGUAUAGUCUUGAUUUUUUCAAGAACGAUCCUCAUGGCUCCAUGCUUGUGUUCACCUACGAAUCAUCAGGGCUCUUUUCGAUGCCGACUUCAUCGGGGAGCCAGACAAAGCGCAGCGAUCGAUUCUAGUAGCUGGACCGCAAGAAGUCGAUCAUCGGCAACUGUUCCUUGUCUUUGUGCACCGACCAGUCACGUUGGCUCUUUUCGUUGCCGGUUUCAUCGCAACAAGGAGACAAGCUGGGGAGGACGUCCGCUUCGACAUUCGCCGAAAUCUAAAAUUCUAGCAAGCUCCGAGAGCUUUGCAGCCAAAUUGAAAUCUGGAGACACCGCUGGUCUUAAAAUGAACGUAAGAAUGAACCGACCAUUUUCGGAGGCCAAGCUUCGCAACGAGCAGACCAAGGUUCAACCCCAGAUAACAGCGGCAGCUGAAGAUCUUGGAAUCAUGUCUGUGAAAAUGUGUGUUCUUAAGGUUGUACAAGAUCACUUAUUGUAGAUAAUUUUAAUCAUUUCCCCCCCCUGUUUGCGUGGAAUGAUUUUUAUGGAGUACUAUCACGUGUAUGUUGUAACUGUAAGUUUAAAAAAGGUCAAGCAAUUUUCUGCUCCAGAUCUUCAAUCGA